AUGUCGCCCAAUCUACUUCAAAAACUUCACUUGACCAAGGCCAACCAAAACGUGACAGUUAACUCUCUCCACAACAUUGAAACCAUGGAGAACAUCUCGCAACAGCACCAGCCAAUUGUGACACCCCAAGACCAGAUGUUGGCUCAAUCGCAGGCCCAGGCCCAGGCACAAGCCCAGGCUCAGGCUGAACACGAGCUACAACAGCAGAGAGCUCAAGAAGCUAUCGAGAGGUCGCUUCUUCCUCAAAGAUCGACCGUAAGUAAGGGCAAGUAUUCAUUGACAGAUUUCCACAUAAUGAGAACAUUGGGAACAGGAUCGUUUGGACGAGUCCAUUUGGUCCGGUCUGUGCACAAUGGCAGAUAUUACGCUAUAAAAGUGUUGAAAAAGCAUCAAGUGGUUAGAAUGAAGCAGGUGGAACACACAAACGAUGAAAGAAGAAUGCUUAAAUUGGUUGAACAUCCUUUUUUGAUUCGGAUGUGGGGAACGUUCCAGGACUCUAAAAACUUAUUCAUGGUGAUGGACUAUAUUGAAGGUGGUGAGCUCUUUAGCUUGUUACGGAAAUCUCAACGGUUCCCCAACCCAGUAGCCAAGUUUUACGCUGCUGAAGUGAUAUUGGCAUUGGAAUACUUGCACACCCACGACAUCAUUUACCGUGAUUUGAAACCUGAAAACAUAUUAUUGGACAGAAAUGGACAUGUCAAAAUCACCGAUUUUGGGUUUGCCAAAGAAGUCAGCACUGUUACCUGGACUUUGUGUGGAACCCCUGACUAUAUCGCCCCAGAGGUUAUCACUACCAAGCCCUACAACAAGUCGGUGGACUGGUGGUCGUUGGGAGUGUUGAUCUUUGAAAUGUUGGCUGGUUACACUCCAUUCUACGACACCACCCCCAUGAAAACUUAUGAAAAGAUUUUGUCCGGUAAGAUUCAUUUCCCUAGCUACUUUCAUCCUGAUGUUAUUGACUUGUUGACCAAACUCAUCACUGCUGAUUUGACCCGAAGGCUAGGAAACUUGCGUAAUGGACCCGCCGAUAUCAGAAACCAUCCAUGGUUCCAGGAAGUUGUGUGGGAGAAAUUGCUCGCCAAAGACAUCGAAACGCCGUAUGAGCCUCCUAUUACUGCCGGUGUGGGAGACUCAUCGUUAUUCGACCACUACCCAGAAGAACAGUUGGACUACGGCUCGGUAGGCGAAGAUCCUUACGCUCUGUACUUUACCGAGUUCUAA
This is a messenger RNA of Meyerozyma guilliermondii ATCC 6260, 1221 nucleotides long. RefSeq names its product cAMP-dependent protein kinase catalytic subunit (gene TPK2). Gene Ontology annotation, molecular function: cAMP-dependent protein kinase activity; ATP binding. Bases 1 to 1221 code for a protein of 406 amino acids. The record is from RefSeq and is a predicted model, not a curated record. The transcript has a single exon. Gene Ontology annotation, cellular component: cAMP-dependent protein kinase complex; nucleus. Gene Ontology annotation, biological process: peptidyl-serine phosphorylation. NCBI's taxonomy places the organism in Eukaryota, Fungi, Ascomycota, Pichiomycetes, Serinales, Debaryomycetaceae.